UUCCUUUUUAUGUGGGAUCUCUCAAUCUGUGUUUUUAUACUUUCAUAUUGCUAUUUCAAAAGACUUACUAAACUACUUUUUCCAUCAUGCUAAUUGGUUUCCUAUGCAUAUCUGUACGUUACUUGUAACUGCGGGAAUUGUAGUAUUUUUAGUUUCCUAUUUUACUUGCUGGGUCUGUGUUAAGGCAAAACCUGAACUCAUUGUACUACCACCCCCAGAGGGCAUUGCGGUGGGCAUUUGGUCUGUCUUUCCAAGGGGAGUGUCUGUUACAUACAGAAAUAAGGCUCCUGUAAAUACAAAAUAUAAUGAAGACAGUAGUACUGCAGUUAUGGAUGUUAUAGUAAAGCUAGACGAUUAUGGUAGCAUUUGGGGCUGCUUGAUGUUGUGUCCCUGUUCUCCACUUAUGUUUUAAGCUCAUGUCUUUGGCCUGAUAAACUGGAAGCUAGUAGGCCAAAGCUGGAUCCCCGGGUUGCCGUGUUAGACCACCUGCAGUUGGUGCCGCGCCCUCUGUUUCCAAAAGGGAAUGUCCUCCAGGAAAGGUUGAGGAAUACAUUUAUGGUGGGUUACGUUUAAAGCAACCUCACCACCCGUACACCUCAUGCAGCAGCGAGAACAGCAGCAGUUUAACCCCUUUACUAUUUCCCUUCCCUUCAAAUUAAAAAUCUCUGUGGGAAGAACAAUAAGGAACGUAAGUGGUUGCUGUCAUUUAAACCCAAAUCCCGUGGAGCUAUUAAUUCAGCUUUAGUAGACACUGCUUGAAGCAACAGGCUAAGCUGGUACAAGGACGUGUUAUAAACAGACUGCUAAGAGGUAUUUCAGGCUGUGCUGAGCAUCGCCAUGGAGAAGAGUGGUAGCAUCCAGCUGGAAAUUCCUGACUUCAGCAACUCUGUCUUGAGCCACCUCAACCAGUUAAGAAUGCAGGGCCGCCUCUGUGACAUCAUUGUGAACAUACAAGGCCAGACCUUCCGUGCCCAUAAGGUGGUUCUUGCAGCUAGUUCUCCCUACUUCCGCGACCAUAUGGCCCUGAGUGACAUGAACACCAUAUCAAUCUCUGUCAUCAAGAACCCAAGUGUAUUUGAGCAGCUUUUGUCUUUCUGCUAUACAGGUCGCAUUUGUCUACAGCUGGCAGACAUCAUUAGCUACCUCACAGCUGCCAGCUUCCUACAAAUGCAACACAUCAUAGACAAAUGUACUCAAAUACUAGAGAGCAUUCAUUUCAAAAUUAGCAUUGCCGAUGUGGAGGCCGAAUUAAAUCAAAGUCGCCCAAAGCACCAAGAAAGGGCUCCCCAGGAAUCAAACAGAGUAACGCAAAGCCUCAACCGCUCUUUGAGUCCCCGCCACAGUACCCCCAGGGGUAGCCGUAGGAGUCAGGCUACAACAGUUCUUGACAUCCGAGAGCUCAGUCCUCCAGAAGAGUCCACAAGUCCACAGAUUAUUGAGCAUAGCUCUGAUGUUGAAAGCAGAGAGCCAAUCCUUCGGAUUAAUCGUGCAGGACAAUGGUAUGUCGAGACAGGAGCUCAGGAACAUGGAGGUCAAAAUGACGACGAUGUUAGGAUACUAGGAGGGGUUAGGAUUAAAUCUGAAAACCUAGAAGAGUGGUUGGGAAUGGAAAAUCAGCCAUCUGGUGAGGACGGCAGCAGUGCUGAAGAGGUCACAGCCAUGGUAAUCGAUACUACUGGACAUGGGUCAUUAGGACAGGAAGGAUAUUCACUUGCCUCCUCUGGAAGCAAGGUUGCCAGGCCAUCUAGUAGUGAAAUGGACAGGUUUAGUCCUGCUGGAAGUGUCAUUGCCAUAACUGAACGGCACAGAGCUAGAAGCGAGUCUCCACGAAGGUUGGAUGAAUCAAAACAGUCAAAUUCACAGAAUGAAGAGUCGGCUGUGUAUGGGGUAAGUGGCUAUGAGGAGUACCUGCGAGAACAAGAAGCUGCUGAGCGGUGGUUUCGGUACAAUCCACGCCUGACCUGCAUCUACUGUGCAAAAUCAUUUAACCAGAAGGGCAGCCUGGACAGGCACAUGCGGCUUCAUAUGGGUAUAACACCGUUUGUUUGCCGCAUCUGUGGCAAAAAAUACACCCGCAAAGACCAACUGGAGUAUCACAUACGUAAGCACACAGGCAAUAAGCCAUUCCAUUGUCAUGUUUGCGGCAAGAGCUUCCCUUUCCAGGCUAUCCUUAACCAGCAUUUCCGUAAAAACCAUCCGGGCUGUGCUCCUUUAGAGGGCCCACACAGCAUUUCACCUGAAACAACAGUUACAUCUCGAGGGCAAACAGAGGAGGAGUCACCAUCUGGUGAAGAGGUGGCAACAGUUGGGGAAAGCAUCCAACCCUCUGUGUCUACCACAGGGCCAGACUGACCUUUCAAGAGCUGUGAUUUCACAAUUUGCAAUAAUGUUCUGGUUGGUGAGCUGUUACAGAGAGGUGCUAGACCACUAAAUGGGGAAACCAGUGAAGAAUGACACAAAACUAAAACGGGGAAAAAUGUAGAGUUAAAAUUCAGUCCACGUUGAGAAGCUUGUAGUAUACUUUUCAUUGCAAAACUUGGAGAAGUUUAAUUCUAUGUACGGUUUUACUUAUUUUUCUUACUGGGUAGAACGACGUAAGGUAACACUAGCAUCUUGGUGUUGGGUCCGUGCCUUGCCCCGAGCCCUUGUAUAAGUCAGCUCAGGGUAACUACAGGCCACAUUAAGGUUUUGUACAACAGACACGCCUGCAAAUGUUCCUUUCUUCAAAUGUGUGGCAGCUGCAGGCCAUAGCAGCAUAGGAUAGCCUGCUCACUCACUGAGGGGAUGAAACCUGAUGAAUAAAAUGUUACCUUAAGUUUUUGGCUUGCAGAUUUACUCUGCUGUGAAUUCUUUGCUCAUCAUGUAACACACAGAUGCAUCUUCUAUUUGGGGGAGUCCUUUUUAAGUAGGUGGUGGAGUUGGUUUCCCACUGUUGAAAUGGUCUUCUCAACUUUUUUCAGUAUGUGAGUUUUAGAUCACUGUGUGUGUAUAGCAUGGUUCCAGCUGGAAUGUUUCUGAAGAGCAUGUUCCCUAUAAAAAUGGUUCAGGGAGACGAGACCAGUGUGCUUACGGACGUUUCAGUCCUUCCCUGCCACUGUGUGAAUCAAGUCAGAUGUGAAUAUAUAUGUGGCUUUCAGGCAUUAAAACUUCCCAGAUCAUGUUUGGUUUGUUUCUGCCUAUGUCCCGACUCUGUGUUUCUAUUUAUUUUUUGUUUUGCAUUUGUAAAAUACAGGUCGGGGUAAAGGAUGGAAAUUAAACCAUGCUUUAUUACACAUGUUUGCAUUUCACAUAGAGCUUUUUUAAGCUGGAACCCGAAUGCAUAUGUUUUUUUUAACUGAGACUUAUAAAAUUGUUUUAUUGUAUUAUUAUUAUUAUUAAUAUUAUUAUUGUCUGAAGCAAAAUAUUUUAAAAUUGCUAAUCCUACUGUUUGACUGUGACUAGAUGUUUCUGGGUGCUGAUGGUAAUACUGGGACAUUGCAGUAGGAAGUAUCCCACACCACAUUGCAUUAUUUUAACUGGUAAUGCAGAAAUGUGAACAGUAGCACUUAUUGACUAAUUAAUGUAAGUGUGUUUUGUUUCUUUUUUGGUGGGGGGAGAUUCGACUUGCACCGUAAUGCCAAUGCCACAGGAAAUGCAGCAGUUGUGCACAGCUGAGCGUCAGUUCAUUGUGUAGCAGAGAAAUGGCUUGUGUAUUUCAGAAUACAAGGGGUCCAGGAAUGUUCAAUGUUGUGAUAAUCUGUGGGAUUUAUUCCAAAGGAGGUUCGAUAUCUGCCUCAACUUCCAGAGCUUAGCACCCUUCUUCCAGCUAGGCUGCAUGAAUGCCCUCCCUCCUGUAUGUCAGCAUGUCCAUGGUAUAAGAGGGACGUGUGCCAGUGCCAUCUUUUUAUUUUGUUGUUGUUGCAGUAGAAGUACCAUGAGAGUAGCUAAAUGCAUUUUCAGUCCCUCUGUGUAACCUAGCUUCCAUAGAAUGCAUGAUUAUCCCAUUUGGAAUGUCCCUGUUUAUACCGCAGAUGUGCUGAAAUACAGGUGGGAAGGCAUCCAUCCAGCAUACUGGAGUAAGGUUGCUAAGCCCUAGAAGCUGGGACAAAUAUUAGGCCUUCUACAUCAAAUGUCUGAAGUGUUAUCACUAGUGCAACAAUGAACAUACCAUAACUGUAGAUGUUUGAGCAAGUUCCUAACAGAACUGUAUUUUUCCCAGGGCUACCAGAAUAAUUGUUUUCUUACUAGCUGGAAGAUAAAAACAGAAACCUUUUGAGUUAAAUGAGGAUUACUGCUCCACUCCUUAGAACUGUACUUUCAUGCCUCUGAUAAAGGCGGUUGUGUAAUUAGAUAUAUUAUAUUGUAUUUAUUUUUCAUUAGCAAGGUUGGGUGGGAGCUAGCAUCCUCAGAGUUUGGCUCUCUCUCAAAAUGUGGGGUAUUGUGUCAUGCCAUGUUGAAUGUACCUGGUGCACAUUUCCUUGGGCAGUUGUGACUUCUCUUAAGUAAUUCCCUUAGACCCUUCUUCAGUUAUAUAAAUAUAGUGCUCUAUAGUGAAGGGGCUUUUUGUCUGUUCAUUGGGCAUUGAGAUCAGAUGAAUAAAUUGCACAGCUUCUAAGGCAGCGAUGACAGAGUUCCAGGAUGUUUUCUGGGUAGCAGCAACUGAAGUGCAGCUUAGAACAGUGUGAGCAGACUAAAAUGUGGAGACAGCCUAAUUUAUUGUAAGGGCAGUCUUCCCUGCACAAAUACGUACCCAACUGCUGAGUUUUUUACUCUUUACAUUAUGCUGGUAAGAAAUAUUUUUCUGUGUAAUGCAGAGUCUUAGGCAUAUUUUAGUGUCUGAGGUAGUAGAAGGUAAACCGUACUUGCAUUCCUAACAGUUGAGUAAUUGUAACUGACGCUUUUGAAAAGUGGUACGUGUAGAAAAUGGUCACCGGUGAAUUUUGUUUGAUGCAUCAUUCUCCCAGUUUCUCAGCAGUAUUUCAGAAUCCCCCUGAAUCUAGUCGAUAUCCUCUUUCACAGUGGGUGAUUGUGGUGGAGCAAAUACGCAACGUAUACAACCGAAUGUGGCCCUUGUGCCUCUCCCAUACUCUUCUAGCAUAUAGGUUGCCAAACAGUGCAUUGGGUUGCCCAUUUGAUGUCUGGGGUUUGACUGAAGGAGCUUUUUAGCAAGAGGUGGCAAUGAACGGGAUACCAAACUAAUAAUUUUUUUGUGGGUUGGUCUCAGUAGCUUUAUAUUUUUCUCUUGCAUCUGCCACAUGUCGAAAAUGCCAAAAGUUUCUUCAGUUUCCUUUUCCAUAGGUAAGUGCCAAGUCGCAUUGCCUUUUCUGGCUAUCAUUUUGUAGUCGCUGUGAUGCUUCGCUCAUGUUCAGGUUUUUGAAGAAAUUUGCUUUACAUGUGCCCAUUUAUUCUUUUUUGCUGUUACAUCUCCACUUUCUUUGCUUUACUUACAAGCAUUAACGGCUGUCAUCUCUGCUUUCUCUCAUGUGACGGUGGCACAGGAUAUGCAUUACUUUAGCUGUCUGUUGAAAUUCUUAACACUUGGGCAAUGUCUUUAUAGAGAUACCUGAUGCGUAAUUCUUUAAAGCUAUGGCCAUCUAUGAUGGAUUGGAUUGUUUUCUUGUCUGAAAAUGACAGUUCCUGCAUCAGUUUGUUGUCUAAAAUAUAAACUGUUUUAGUAGUGCACCAUUCAUUGCCUACUCUGUAAGUAAUGUACUUCUGUUCAGUACUUUAAUCCUGCAAUUGAUAACCUCCCCACAUUUUUUUCCACAUCACGUUUUACUAACCCAGUUAGCUGAAUAAAUACAUAAAAUCAUCUGCAGAAUUACACAUUUUUUCAUGCAAGGUUUCAACACUGUAUUCUGCAACGACUUUACAGCAUCCUUUUUAAUAUCUGCAAGGGUUAGUGUUCUGCUGCCCCUUAACUAUCGAUUUGACUUUCUUCACAGCUGCUGUAGAUUAAGAAGCUGCUUGUGAGAAUUUUCCUUUGUGACCUUUUCUGGUGUGCACAUCAGGAUCUCUUUCCCUUUUUUGAAAUGCUGCAAAGUGUUCCUGUAUCAUCUUGAAACCGGAAACCAACUUCCGUGAUGAUGGUAUAGUGACCGCUCAGAGUAAAGUGCUUAAUCUGAAGAUUUGAUUUUUAGUGUUAGUCACUGGAGGGUUCAGGCCGACUAAAAGUUUUUAAUGAAUUUAUGAAUCUGCAGACUUUGAUUGCAAAUUUACUUCAGUAAACUGUGGAUAAAAUAUA
Molecule: messenger RNA, 6223 nt
Organism: Protopterus annectens (West African lungfish)
Lineage: Eukaryota; Metazoa; Chordata; Ceratodontiformes; Protopteridae
Gene: ZBTB37
Product: zinc finger and BTB domain containing 37
Exons: 4
Coding region: 838-2352 (504 amino acids)
Biological process (GO): regulation of transcription by RNA polymerase II
Molecular function (GO): protein binding; DNA-binding transcription factor activity, RNA polymerase II-specific; RNA polymerase II cis-regulatory region sequence-specific DNA binding
Source: RefSeq, a predicted model, not a curated record